This is a messenger RNA of Stegostoma tigrinum, 5322 nucleotides long. RefSeq names its product actin-3-like. The record is from RefSeq and is a predicted model, not a curated record. The transcript is spliced from 4 exons. Lineage: Eukaryota; Metazoa; Chordata; Chondrichthyes; Orectolobiformes; Stegostomatidae. Bases 402 to 1508 code for a protein of 368 amino acids.
AGUGGAAUGCAGUUAUGAAAGAAAUACCAACCUUUAAACCUCUCUUUCUUUGCAAACUACAACCCCAACUCCAAAAUUCCAAAAUUCCUUUCCUCUCCAAUUCAUUCCUACCUUUCCUGGAGCAAGGCCAUCAACCUAGUUAAUAAGUAUCUCCAAAGCCAGUGACUGUUUUGAAGAACGAGGCCGCCAGGCAAAUGGGAGCACCACCAUUUGCAAGCCAACCUCCAUGCCAUGCACCUUGCACAACUGGAAAUUGCUGUUCCUUCAUUGUCACUGGCUCAGGAUUCUGAAACUCCCUACCUGACAGCACUAUUGGAGACAACUCAACACGAGAACUGCAAUGUUUCGAAAGCAUGGCUAUCAUCACCCUCUCAAGGCCAUCAGGGAUGGACAGUUGAGUCAUGGCUGUGGUGGUGGACACUGGAACUGGGAUGACCAAAGCCGGAUUUGCAGGGGAUGAAUAUCCCAGAGCGGUGUUUCCGUCUGUUGUGGGAAUGCAUCAGGAUGCUGUGCUCAGAACAGACCUAAACAACUACUGUGUUGGGAAAGAAGCCAGAGACAGGCCAGAUAUUUGGAUCUCCAAAUACCCAAUCAAACAUGGGAUUGUGACCAACUGGGAUGACAUGGAGAAGAUUUGGCACCACAUCUUUAACAAUGUGUUGAGAGUUGCUCCAGCAGAACAUUCUGUUCUCUUCACGGAGGCACCUCUGAACCCCAAAGCUAACAAAGAGAAGAUGGUCCAGAUGAUGUUUGAGAGUUUUGACGCACCACGAGUCUUUGCUACUGUUCCUGGCUUAGUCUCCAUUUAUGGAACAGGCCGCGUCAAAGGCCUUGUACUGGACUGUGGUGAGGGUGUGACUGCUGCUUUGUCAGUCAAUGAGGGCUAUAUCAUGCCUGAAAGCAUUCGACGCCUAAACUUUGCUGGCAGGGAGCUAACUGACAACUUCAUGGAGAGUUUGUUGCAUCGUGGGUACCACUUCAGCUCGGCUACUGAGAGAUUGCUUGCUGAAAAUAUCAAAGGGAAGCUUUGCCAUGUGGCCCUUGAUUAUGUCCAGGAGAUGACAGAUGCUACUACAUCUUCCACCCUGGACAAAAGCUAUGAACUUCCAGAUGGUCAAAUCCUCACCAUCAAUAAGGAGUGUUUUCAAUGUCCCGAAGCUCUAUUUCAACCUUCCUUUUUGGGAAUACCAUCCGAUGGCGUGCACAAGACCGUCAAUGACAGCAUCGAGGCAUGUGAAGAUUGUAUCAGGAGUGAUCUCUACACAAAUAUUAUUCUGGCUGGUGGGUCUACCAUGUUUCCAGGCAUUGCUGAUCGAAUUCAGAAAGAAAUCACACUCUUGGCUCCAAAAACAAUGAAGAUUAAAGUCAUUACUUCAUCGGAAAGGAAGUAUUUAGGCUGGAUUGGUGCCUCAGUCUUGGCUUCUCUCUCUGCUUUCAAGGAAAUGUGUACUACCAAGCAGGAGUAUGAUGAAGCAGGACCCUCCAUUAUCCAUCGCAAGUGCUUCUAAGUGUUACGGCGGCUUGGGGGCAGAGGGGUGUGGUGAGGAAGAUAUUAAAAAUGUACUUAAUGAUGUUAUUCUCUUCAAUUUAUGAGUGACAUCAUGAUGAUGGUGACCGUGACUCUAAUUCUAUUUCUGAGUUUCUAUGCCUUUGCCUCAUUUCACCUACUUUUGAGACAAAUCUUUGAUUUGACUGCAACAGGCGGGUGAAUGAUGCUUUGUUGUCUGAACAAACCAAUUCCCGAUGACCAUAAUUAUGUGAAGUGGCCAAUUUCCCAAAGCAAUGAAUGGCAAUCACAUAAGAUCAUGGAAUCUGACAGCGCAUAAAUUAUUUGGGCUGUGAUAGCUUUGGCAGCUCUUUGAAAGAGCUAUUCAAUUUAAUUCAUAGCCCAGAUUCUUCCAUCUGACACUACAAAUUAUUCCUUUCUAGUGUAUUAUCAAUUACCUUUAAGAAGUUCCUGUAGAAUUUGAUUAUAAGGAGUGUGUUCUGGAUUUUAACAAUCCUUUAUGGUGAAGAAAUUACUGCUCACUUCCCUUUAGAUUUUUCUUGUGAAUUGAAUCUAGAGUUAUGACGUCCGGGUACCAGUCCAUAGAACAUAGAACAGUACAGCACAAUACAGGCCCUUUGGCCCAUGAUGUUGUGCAAAAUCAAGGUGGAGGAUGUGAUCAUUGAUCCCACUACCUCUCACAUGUAAAGUAAAUUGCUCUACCGUUUGAACUAAUUCCCCACACAAGUCCAAUGAUGAAGAAAAACAUUUAGAUCCGAAUUUCUGUAUGCUCUACCUUUUUAUUAGCUUUUUUUUACAAACAUAUAGUCAAAAAGCUAAGUAUUUCAUAUUCUUUUUAACUGUCUUAUCAACUUACAUUGCCACAUUCAAAGAGUACUCAAUCUCUGGUCCAGAUGUUCUUGUGCAGCUCUCACAGUGGUGCUUUUUACAUUUUGCUGUUUCUGUAGUUGUCCUCUCCGAGUGCAUUAUAUCACAUUUGCAACAUUGAAUUAGAUCUGCUGUCUGCAUGCUUAUUUCAUGAGUCUGAUGCUGUCCUCCUGAACUAUGCUACUUUUCUGCUUUAUUAUUUACAGUUUUGAGUAUUUUAUAUAGUCUGUGAACUUAGAUACGGGAAGGACAAUUCUAAAAGGUCAGAUCAUUCAUAGAAAACAAGAAAAACAAUGGUUCUCCUGAGGACCCCGCUGUGUGACACACUCAGAAAAGCAUUCAUUCAUCAUUUCACUGCACCUCCUAUCCCUUAAUCAAUUUCGUGUGCAAGUUCUCAAUAGUAAGGCCACAUGUUUCUAUUUUCCAAAUCGGCUUGUUAUGAGCUACUUUAUCAACAUACUUUUGAAUAUCCAUGUAAAAAUUAUUUACUGUGCCUUUAAUUAACCCUUUUUGUUAGUUUAUCAAAUAACUUGAUCAGAUUUAUCUUUGAGAAGCAAGGUAUACUUUUUUCAAAGGCAAUAAUUUCUCAGUUUCUAAGGCUUGCUUUAGAAUGAUCUUUAGUUGUCAGCUUUAGCCAUUCAAGAUUACUGCAAUGGCGAGAAACACAUUACAAUCAUCUAUCCAGAGAAUAUCAAUUAUGAACUCCCACGAUGCUCUCCCAUAAUAUUUUGGAAUAAUUCCAGGAGUUCUAUCUCCACAACACUAUCUGGAAAUUCUAUUAUUGAUCGCAUUACAUUUACUGGUUGAAGCCCAUGUCCGAUUGUUCUACUCCCUGGCAUUUUAAUUUAAAACAGCUUUUUUCAAAUCUCUAGAAUCUUCCUUACAACUCUCAGCCCAAUACUAUGGAUCAGUCUCAGGAAUUCCUUUGCAGUCUCUGCUGCUUGAGUAUCUCAUUUUGGUUUUUGAUGACUAAAGCUAGGCUUAGUAUUUAAGGCUCAGUCUGACCAGAGCUAAGUAAAUCUCUGCUAUGACUUUCUUCCACCUUUGACUUUUUAAUAGCUCUGUUGAUUGCUGUUCUACAUUAGGUUGAAUAUAUUACAAGUCUCUUCAAACAAUUUCAACCUCACUUUUAGCUUUCCAGCAUUGCUCAUGUUCAUGAGCCAUGUUCAUUUAUUAUCACUUUCCAUUGCAACAAAAUAUUAAAUUGGUAAUUUAGUUAAGAUACAGCUCAAAUUGCAAUUGGCUAGUGAUGGAGCAAUGUUUAUUGCUGUAAUGAAUAACUCUCCAUCCUAUUAAAUUAUGGAGGUUGCAUUUAAAAAUGCUUAUGAAACCAGGCCAGGUGAUUGUCAUGUGGAUAAAGAAGGCAUAUCAUCAGUGCUAAUGAUUAAAGAAAAAGGUACCUGACUCAAAUUUCAUCUAGCAUUAUCUCAGAUACUUUCACACCAUUUCCAAAUAGUUCUUUACUUCAUCAGCAGUGAGUUGUUAUGGUAUGCAGCAUCUGAAAAUGUAACUAUCUUAAACUGACUUGCAGAAUCUGGGUUCCAUAUAAAAGUAGGGGUAUCGGCAUUGAGAUUGAGUGCAAUCCGCAUCAAAGGGGAGUUUCUCCAGCAAAGUCUGUUUUUUUUAAACCUCCAGAAUCUGCAGUUCUUUCUUUUAUUCCGGUGUUUAACUCACUACUAUGUUUCUUUGAGGUAUGCCCACCUCAAAGUUUUGCUCCUCUCUCUCUGACAGGAUUUUCUUUUAAGGCUCUUGCAAAGAUUUAUAGCGUGAGUUGUGGAUGAAGUUGUUGGUUUGCUCGCGAAGCUGGCUGGUUAAUGUACAGAUGCUUAAUCACCAUGCUAGGUAACAUCAUCAGUGCAGCCUCUGAUGAAGUGAUGCUGUUCUACUCCACUUGGAAUUUAUAGGAUCCCGUCUGUUAAGUUGGGUUAUGUCAUUUCUGGAUCUGUUCUGUGUGGGUUUGUAUAUGGGGUCUAAUUCCACAUAUUUGUUGAUUUCAUUGCGGGUUGAAAACCAGGACUCUAGAAAUUCCUGUGUGAGGCCUGUGGUUGGCUUCAGCUAGAAUGGUCACAUUGUCCCAGUUAAAUUGAUGGCCUUCAUUGUCUGAGUGCACUGAGAUGAGAGAAAGUUUGUUGUGUCAUUUUACUGUUAGCUGGCGUUCAUAUAUCCCAAAGGCUAGUUUCCUUCCAGUCUGGCCAAUGUAAUGUUUGCUGCAGUCUUUGCUAGGUAUUUUGUAAACUAUAUUGGUCCUGCAUGUCAUGGGUGUGGCGUCUUUGGCCUUGUUAGUGUUUGUUGUAGUGUGCUUGUGGGUUUGUUUGCUGCCAUGAUUCCUAGUGGUCGUAGGAGUGUCGUCAGUUCAGAUAUGUUCUUGAUAUAGGAUAAUGUAUCGGGGCAUACUUCGUCGCCUUGGCAUUGCCUUCUGAUAUACUCGGUUUAGAACGCCCUAUUGGUUAUUUGUUCUACCCUGUCACAUAGCUUGGUGCACGAACGAACCAAGUUAUAAGAGACACACCAUUUCAUCAACAGCAUUUUCACCGGGAUCAAACUUAUAAGACAACAAUUAACUUCCAUUUGUAGACGUUAGGGUAGAACAAAUGAUCAACGGGAAGGCAACCCACACUGACCAAAUUCUCAAUUUUCACAGCAAUCACCCCAAUGUUCACAAACAAAACUGUGUUAGGACACUAUUCAAAUGGGCCACAGCUUACUGCAACAUAUCAGAACUAUGCAGGAAGGAGAAGAGUACCAAUAUAAGGUCUUUGCUAACAAUAGUUAUGUCAACAGCUUCAUCCACAGGUGCCUGCUAGAUAGACAAUGCCAAGAGGACACAGUAUGCCUAGACGUCUGGUUUUCAACCUGUAAUGAAAUCACCAAAUAUGUGAAUUAGACCCCAUAUACAAACCCAUGCAGAACAGAACCUGAAAUGAUACAGCCCAACUUAACAGACCGGA